AUGCGCCUCUCCGCUCUCUCAGCAUUUCUCCUCCCAUUUUCCCUGCUCCUCGCCACCUUCGCCCAAGCCCGCUCACAUUCCGCCUCCUCGCAGCAAAUCCAGGUCUAUCUCCACCCGUCCCCUUCCUCCCCUCAUGCAUCCGCACCGACAUUAUCAGCCGACCAGGCCAAGGCGGUGCUGAACCAUCAUCUAGGCGCACACGCCAGUGAUUUCGACGAGAUGCCGGCGGAUGAGGGGAUGUGGGGCCAUCUCAUGGGUAUCUGGGGUGGGAGGAAGGAGGUCGAUGGGGCGAGGAUCGUCAUUGUGGAUGGAGGGGUGUCGCCGCAGGCUGUUUUGCCCACAAAUCUGCAACACGAACCGUCGUUCUAUCUCCAAAACGACGAUGACGCUGCUUCCCUGUUUGCGCCUUAUCUCGAGCGCGCACAGUCAUUCUUCAGCGAGAUACUCGCCAAGAUGCCCGACUACGUCAAGGACUUUGUCGAUGGCUUGGAGAUGACCGGUACAAAAGCUGCAGCUGCUCUCCAUCAGGAGCUGUCGGCUCUCAUUGCGCUGUCCGAGAAGGAGCUCAUCCCAUUCUUGGCAAACCUGCGUACGAGCACGUGGGAGGCUGUCCGGGUCAGCGGGCUCGCAAACGUCAAGGAGGGCAGCGAGGAAUGGGAGGAGGGGACAAAGAGCGUCCAAGCUGGGCUCCAGGCGAUGUCUCAACCCGACUCGCCACCGCUCAUGAUCAUCAUCAUGCCCCAGCAGUCCAGUCAGGCCACCUUCCACUCCAAGCGCUCCAUCAACACCAUCGAAGAGCGCUCAUUCAACGACUCCACGCCCGUGUGCUACAAGUCCAAAUCGGCCUGUUCGGACUCGACAUCCUGCUCGGACCACGGGUCGUGCACCAUGCUUGGCCAAGUCGGGGACAAGGAAUGCUGGGGGUGCAAGUGCAGCUCGGGGUAUGCUGGAUCAGAGUGCCAGAAGGCGGACUAUACCAUUCCCUUUAUCAUCAUCGUCUUCUCGACUUUGCUGUUGAUGUCGCUGGUAGUGGGCAGUAUCGCGUUGUUGAUGACCGUCGGGGACACGAAGCUGCCCAGUACCCUAACGCUGGCGGUUGGGCAUGCGAAGCGGGAUUGA
Molecule: messenger RNA, 1119 nt
Organism: Dioszegia hungarica
Lineage: Eukaryota; Fungi; Basidiomycota; Tremellomycetes; Tremellales; Bulleribasidiaceae
Exons: 5
Coding region: 1-1119 (372 amino acids)
Cellular component (GO): endoplasmic reticulum
Source: RefSeq, a predicted model, not a curated record